Trichoderma breve is the source of this 546-nucleotide messenger RNA. Its product is annotated as cyclophilin type peptidyl-prolyl cis-trans isomerase/CLD domain-containing protein. Gene Ontology annotation, molecular function: peptidyl-prolyl cis-trans isomerase activity. Gene Ontology annotation, biological process: protein folding; protein peptidyl-prolyl isomerization. The record is from RefSeq and is a predicted model, not a curated record. Bases 1 to 546 code for a protein of 181 amino acids. NCBI's taxonomy places the organism in Eukaryota, Fungi, Ascomycota, Sordariomycetes, Hypocreales, Hypocreaceae. The transcript has 5 exons.
AUGCCUAACACCAAGGUUUUCUUCGACAUUGCCUGGAAGGGCCCCGUCUUCAAGGACGGCCGUCCUACCACCGAGAUCAAGGAGCAGACCGGUCGCAUCAACUUCAACCUCUAUGACGACGUUGUCCCCAAGACCGCUGAGAACUUCCGUGCUCUCUGCACCGGCGAGAAGGGCUUCGGCUACCAGGGCUCUUCUUUCCACCGAAUCAUCCCCAACUUCAUGCUCCAGGGUGGUGACUUCACCCGCGGUAACGGCACUGGCGGCAAGUCCAUCUACGGCGAGAAGUUUGCCGAUGAGAACUUCCAGCUGAAGCACGACCGCCCCGGUCUGCUGUCCAUGGCCAACGCCGGCCCCAACACCAACGGCUCUCAGUUCUUCAUCACCACUGUCGUCACCUCUUGGUUGAACGGCCGCCACGUCGUCUUCGGCGAGGUCGCUGACCAGGAGUCCAUGGCCAUUGUUGCUGCUCUCGAGGCCACCGGUCGUGAUGACGGCAAGGUUAAGUACGAGCCCCGCCCCACCAUCACCGCCUCCGGUGUCCUGUAA